AUGGAUUCAUUAGGCGCAUCUGCCUUCCCCGGCGAUCCUAAAACGCAAAUCAUGCGUCAAGUCCAGCAAGAAGCCGCCAUGCAAAACGCGCGUAUGCUCGUCGAGAAGCUCAACGAACACUGCUUCGAGCGCUGCGUCCCGAAACCCGGCACCUCACUCUCCAAGGGCGAAGAGACUUGCUUUACAUCUUGCAUGGAGAAGUACAUGAGCGCAUGGAACACAGUGUCGAAGCAAUAUGUAGCGAGGAUACAGCGCGAGAGCGCCCAGAGCGGUGCGGUGCAGAACUUGUAA
Messenger RNA from Cucurbitaria berberidis CBS 394.84, 291 nucleotides. RefSeq lists its product as uncharacterized. Bases 1 to 291 code for a protein of 96 amino acids. The record is from RefSeq and is a predicted model, not a curated record. NCBI's taxonomy places the organism in Eukaryota, Fungi, Ascomycota, Dothideomycetes, Pleosporales, Cucurbitariaceae. The transcript has 2 exons.